GUACCGGCGGGUUUUGGAGAUGAAAGCAGCAUCGGGACGAUACUGAUGGAGUUCGUGGGAAGCAGAAAUCUGCAGCAGAUCAUUUACGGAUGUGCAGAGCCGCUGGGGGAGGACCGGUGGCUCAGGUACUCCACAGACAUUGUACACGGCCUGCGGUUCCUCCACUCCCACAGCGUUGUGCAUCUGGACAUAAAACCAGCCAACGUGCUGGUGUCCAGUGAGGACGUCUGCAAAAUUGCCGACUUUGGCUGUUCUUUGAAACUGGACCGCGGGUAUGAAAUGAGCCCCAUCAGCCCACAUCUCAGCCACGUAGGCGGCACGUACACGCACCGAGCCCCGGAGCUGCUGAAAGGCGAGGGGGUGUCUCCUAAAGCGGACAUCUUCUCUUUCGGGAUCACCCUGUGGCAGCUGAUCAGCAGAGAGCAGCCCUACACCGGCGACAGGCAGCACGUGCUCUACGCGGUCGUGGCGCACAACCUGCGGCCGUGCGUGCAGAACCUCCCGGUGUUCGAGUCCGAGCAAGGGCGUCUGUGUAGGACUCUGUUGAGCCGGUGCUGGAGCGGAGAGGGCCGCUGCAGACCCAGUGCCGAGGAGCUGCUGCCUCAGCUGGAGCAGCUGCGCUCCCAGACCUGACUCUGUAGGUGCACAGACGUACUUUCUCACAAUGGAUACGUUUUAGAACAUUUUACUAGGUCCUCUCCGGUAGUGUCAGCUUCAGAAGCAGUAGAUCUCAUGCUCACAUUCAUGCCGAAUCCCAUUUCAAAAAGCGCACCUUCUUGAAGAAGUGCCUUCUUGUGUAUUGGCGGAAAGAGGACGUGCCUCACCAAAUUAAAAUGGUUAGGCUACACUACUAUAUAGCCUAAUGAUGCACUUUUCAAUUCGGCGCAUGUUAACUCUCUGCAAAGCACGCCCUGUGAUU
Messenger RNA from Morone saxatilis (striped sea-bass), 919 nucleotides. RefSeq names its product v-mos Moloney murine sarcoma viral oncogene homolog (gene mos). NCBI's taxonomy places the organism in Eukaryota, Metazoa, Chordata, Actinopteri, Moronidae. Gene Ontology annotation, biological process: positive regulation of MAPK cascade; signal transduction; protein phosphorylation. The transcript has a single exon. The record is from RefSeq and is a predicted model, not a curated record. Gene Ontology annotation, cellular component: cytoplasm. Gene Ontology annotation, molecular function: protein kinase activity; ATP binding. The annotation marks the transcript as partial.